Messenger RNA from Emericellopsis cladophorae, 408 nucleotides. RefSeq names its product cholestenol Delta-isomerase. Gene Ontology annotation, molecular function: C-8 sterol isomerase activity; steroid Delta-isomerase activity; cholestenol delta-isomerase activity. Gene Ontology annotation, biological process: sterol biosynthetic process. The record is from RefSeq and is a predicted model, not a curated record. The coding region runs from base 1 to 408 and encodes 135 amino acids. NCBI's taxonomy places the organism in Eukaryota, Fungi, Ascomycota, Sordariomycetes, Hypocreales, Bionectriaceae. Gene Ontology annotation, cellular component: endoplasmic reticulum; membrane. The transcript has 3 exons.
AUGAACACUUUGUUCGCCCAGCUGUGGAAGGAGUACACUCUGUCGGACUCGCGGUACCUCACACUCGAUAUAUUCACCGUGUGUAUCGAGUAUAUCACCACGAUCUGCUGGGGGCCCCUGUCCCUGCUGACUCUCCUCUCCAUCCUCAAGAACCAUGAUCUUCGCCAUCCGCUGCAGGUCAUUGUGUGCACGGCCCAUCUGUACGGCGUGGCGCUGUACUAUGCGACCAGCGAGAUGGAUGUCACGAGGUAUUCCAGGCCAGAAACUCUGUACUACUGGGUGUACUAUGUCGGCUUCAACGCGCCGUGGGCUACUGUGCCUUUUUGGUUGCUGUGGGACAGCUUUGUGGCCAUCUCAAAUGCAUUCAAAGUGUCUAGGGAGCUUGAAGGGGGUAAAAAGAAUGUGUGA